Molecule: messenger RNA, 405 nt
Organism: Haemonchus placei
Lineage: Eukaryota; Metazoa; Nematoda; Chromadorea; Rhabditida; Trichostrongylidae
Source: the annotation of a GenBank genome assembly
GGCACGCUCAAGGAGCAGGACCUAGCCCUGCGAACAUCGACGACACUUUAUAUAGGGAACUUAUCAUUUUAUACUAGUGAAGAUCAGUUGUAUGAAUUGUUCAGUCGCGCUGGUGAGGUCAAACGCAUAAUAGUUGGUCUCGAUCGUUUCAAGAAAUCUCCAUGCGGUUUCUGUUUUGUAAUUUAUUAUACUCGAGCAGACACGGAAAACGCUGUGAAGUUUUUAAAUCGCACUAUGCUAGAUGGUAGACUAAUUCGGGUUGAUUACGAUGCAGGUUUCGUUGAAGGGCGUCAGUAUGGACGAGGAAGACACGGAGGGCAGGUGCGAGAUGAAUAUCGUGAGCAGUAUGACCCUGACAGAGGUGGAUACGGUAAAAUAUGGCAAGAUAGGGAGAAGAAAUAUUAA